This is a messenger RNA of Suncus etruscus (white-toothed pygmy shrew), 1319 nucleotides long. RefSeq names its product V-set immunoregulatory receptor (gene VSIR). Gene Ontology annotation, biological process: positive regulation of regulatory T cell differentiation; negative regulation of CD4-positive, alpha-beta T cell proliferation; regulation of immune response. The transcript is spliced from 7 exons. Bases 81 to 1016 code for a protein of 311 amino acids. NCBI's taxonomy places the organism in Eukaryota, Metazoa, Chordata, Mammalia, Eulipotyphla, Soricidae. Gene Ontology annotation, cellular component: plasma membrane. The record is from RefSeq and is a predicted model, not a curated record.
UCGGCUGCAUCACAUCUGGGCGCUCCUGUACAGUGCCCUGCUCUGGGCCCACUGCACGGCUCUGCCCCACGGCUGGCGACAUGGGCAUUCCUCCGGCCCCAGAAGUGGGUGGCCGGAGUUGGGUACCCGUGCUUCUGGCUCUCUGCCUGGCUACCUCCCGAGGUCUGGUGGCCGCCCUGAAGGUAGCCACACCAUACUCCUUAUACGUGUGUCCUGAGGGGCAGAACGUGACCCUGACAUGCCGGCUCCUGGGCCCUGGGCCCAAAGGACACAAUGUGACCUUGUACAAGACAUGGUACCGUAGUGCGCACAGCAAGAUGCAGGACUGUUUGGACCGCUGGCCCAUCCGCAACCUCACGUCCAAGGACUUGCACCUCUACCACCAUGGCCACCAGCACGCCAGCACCAACCAGAGCCUGGCCCGGCGCCAUGGCAUUGAGUCUGCCUCUGACCACCAUGGCAACUUCUCCAUCACGGUACAUGGCCUCACGGCACGAGACAGUGGCCUCUACUGCUGCCUGGUAGUGGAGGUCCAGUACCACCACUAUGAACAUCGUGUGCAUGGGGCCAUGGAGCUGCAAGUGCAAAGAGGCCAAGGAGCCCCAUCCCAGUGCAUCAUGUAUACAUCCUCACCGAGAGAGUCUGAAAACAUCACAGCUGCAGCACUGGCGACAGGCGCCUGCAUUGUGGGUAUUCUCUGCCUGCCCCUCAUCCUGCUCCUGGUCUACAAGCAAAGGCAGGUGGCUUCCAACCGCCGUGCCCAGGAGCUGGUCCGGAUGGAUAGCAAUGCUCAAGGCCUCGAUAAUCCGGGCUUUGAGACCGCUGUGCCUUCCCAAGGGCACACCGAGGCCAAGCCCAGACCACCACUGACCUACGUAGCCCAGCGGCAGCUUUCUGAGUCCGGCCGCCAUCUUCUCUCGGAGCCCAACACCCCCCUGUCUCCCCUGGGCCCUGGAGAUGUCUUCUUCCCAUCCCUGGACCCUGUUCCUGACUCUCCAAACUCAGAGGCCAUCUAGGGCCUCUGGGGACAAUGGACAACUAUGGUGGGCCCUGGGACAGGUGCCUCUGAGAUAGGUCUGGCCCUACUGCCUUCCUUCCUGCUCUGCCUGUGAUGCUUCUGCCAGCCUGCCGCCCAUCUGGAUGCUGGACUCUGUUUCCUGCAUCAAGAACAAGGGGAUGCUGAGAGCUACCUGAGAGCUGAUGGUACCAGCUCUAGACUCCAAGUCAGCUCCCCACUAAAGCGCCCACAUUCCCAGCUCUGGAAGCCACUCCCUCUAACUGAACACUGGGGACUGGACCUUGGGGAGAUGCCCCUGUCC